Molecule: messenger RNA, 1119 nt
Organism: Alligator sinensis (Chinese alligator)
Lineage: Eukaryota; Metazoa; Chordata; Crocodylia; Alligatoridae
Product: putative nuclease HARBI1
Exons: 2
Coding region: 1-1119 (372 amino acids)
Source: RefSeq, a predicted model, not a curated record
AUGGCGUGGGCGGCGCCUGCCGGGCAGGCCCGCGGGGGUGGCAGCAGCUCCGGCCUUCCCCUGCUCCUGCGGGAGCGGCGCCUGUGGAGCAAGGCAAGAAGCUCGGCCUUCUGGGACUUGGUGCGCGCCAAGGCCUUCACCCCCUGGGAGUGGGCCGAGAACUUCCGCCUGGGCCCAGCCACCUUUGACUACCUCUGCGGGCGCCUGCGGGGCGCCAUCCAGCGCCAGGACACCAACAUGCGCCGUGCCAUCCCCGUGGAGGUGCGCCUGGCCAUGACCCUGUGGCGCCUGGGUGCCUGCACCGAGUACCGGGCCGUGGAGCAGCAAUUCGGCGUAUCCCGCUCCACCGUCUGCAAGAUCCUACGUGAUGUCUGCGAGGCUGUGGUAGGGCUCCUCACGCCCGCCUACGUGGCAGCACCCGAGACCCCCGAGGCAGCCGGCUUCACCCUGCCCCAGAUGGCCGGCGUGCUGGGUUCCCUCCACGUCCCCAUCCGGGCACCCAACGAGAAUGCCGCUGGCUACUACAACCGCCGCGGGUGGCACUCGGUGGUGCUCCAGGCUGCCGUGGAUUCCCGCGGCUGCUUCUGGGACAUCAACGUGGGCUGCCCUGGCCGCGUCUCAGAUGCCCAGGUGCUGCAGGGCUCUGAGCUGUAUCGGCGAGCCCAGGAGGGGGUGCUGUUCCCCAGUGGUGCCCGGGAGCUGAGUGGGGUCCAGGUACCCGUCUACCUGCUGGGGGGCUCCUCGUACCCACUGCUGCCUUGGCUCAUGAGGCCAUACCGGGCUGGGGAGCUGACGCCAGCCCGGAGGCGGUUCAAUGAGUACGCGGCGGCCGCCCGCACCGUGGCUGGCGUGGCCUUUGGGCGCUUGCGGGGCCGGUGGCGGUGCCUGCAGAAACGCAACGAUACUGAUGUGGCCUUCCUGCCCACGCUUAUUGCUGCCUGCUGCACCCUGCACAACAUCUGCGAGGCCCACGGCGACCCCUUCCAGCCCCGCUGGUUCCCGGAAGAAGAGGAGGAGCAGGACGAGGAGGAGGAGCAGGACGAGGACGAGGACCGGGCCUCCGAGGCGGGGGCUGCCGGGCAGAUCCGUGAGGCCUUGCUGCGAACCCUCAGGGACUGA